AUGAAUGAGAAAGAACUGCUCCAUGGGCUGAACGAUCGUUUCGCCGGAUUCAUAGAGAAGGUGCGUCAUUUAGAGCAUCAAAAUGAAUUGCUCGAGAGGGAAAUCGAGGAAAUCAAACAGAAGGCACAGUCCCCUGCGUCUCUGGCCCAGGAGCACGAGCCGGAGCUUAGGGAUCUGAGGAAAUUAUUUCAUGACAUCACCCUUCAGAAGCGUCAGAUCGAGAUAGAGCAUCAGAACCUGGAGGAAGAUUUCCUCACCUUGAGAGACAAGUACGAGCAGGAGGCGCGUGACCGCUCGGACGCAGAGAACGGCAUCCUUGUGCUGAAAAAGGACGCCAACGAUGCAUACCUCGCCAAACUUCAGUUGGACAAGAAAGCGCAGUCUCUGGUGGACGAGAUCCACUUCCUGAAGAAGAACCAUGAGGACGAGGUAUCGGAGAUGGUGGCCCAGAUCCAAGAGGCUCAGGUAACGGUCAAGGCACACGACUUUUGCAAACCCGAAAUCACUGCGGCUCUCCGGGACAUCCGUGCACAGUUAGAAGGUCACGCUGCCUCCGACAUUCAGCAGGCGGAGGAGGGCUUCCGUGUCCAGUUCGCAAAGUUAACCAAAGCGGCCGAGAGUAACAGAGAGGCCAUGAAGGCGACCCAGCAGGAGAUCCAGGAGCAUAGAAGGCGCCUGAAACUCCUGGAGGGUGAGGAAUCCCGUCUGUACACCAUCUCUGACACCCACAUCUCCAUGCCCUGCAUCUACAACCAGCCCCCCGUCUACACCCUGCCUUGCCUGGCCCGGCAGGGAGGUCCCACACGUAGAUCUGUGCCCCAGUACAAGUUUGUAGAGGAGAUCAUAACUGAGACCACCAGAGAGGUGGAGAUGUCCGAGAUCGAGGAGACAGGCUCCGAGGAGACAGGCUCCGAGGAGACGGUCGGGGGACAGGGAGAGGAGCUGAGACAGAAGCAGGGAGAAGAGCGUGACAAAGCUGAUAGGAGGAGUGGGGAAGAGGAGGAUGAAGAGAAAGAGAAAGAUGGAAGUAAAGUGGAUCUUGAAGUGGACGCCCCAGAGGAAAAGGGUGAACAGGAGGAAGAGUCUAAGAGACAGCAGAUGGAAACAUCAGCAGAGGUAGCGAUGAAUGGAGAUGGAGUUAACCCUAGCGAGGGAGAAGAUGGAGAGGAAGGAGAUGACGAAAGAGAGGAGGAAAAGGGGGAUGAGCCAGAUGAAGAAAAACUGGACACAACCGAGGAGCUAGACACCAAGAAAAAGGAGACAUUAGAAAAAGAUGACGCCCCAAAACAUGACGAGUCCAAACCAGAGGUUCCCAUGAACGGUGACAGCUCAACAGAACCCAAAACAGGAAGUUCAAUAAAGGGUGAACCACAGGUCCCCAUGGAGGACAUCACCAAAGAAUCCAAAAAGGUGUCAGAGGAGAGAAAAAAAGGAAGUCAUUUAAAAGAGAAAAAAGAGAUAGAUCUGAAAGAGGAGAGUGCCUCAACAGAGCAACAGCAGGAUAGCCCAAAAGAAAGUCCCAUCAAAGAGAGAAAAAAGGUAGAUCUGACAGAGCAGAGUGCCCCAACACUGGAGCAGAAACGUGAUCAGAAGGAGCACAGAGAGUCAGACCAACCUCAAGAGGUAGAGAGUGCUGUGACAACACAAGAGGCAGAAUGCGAUGUGAGAACACAAGAAGAGGAUCUCCCUGAGACCACAGAGAAGGACAUGGAAUCCCCUGAUAUCACUGCAGAGCUAAAGAGCAGUUCAACCAAAGCGGCAGUGGAGCAGGUGAAGUCACCAGAUGAUUCUGGUGUAAAAACGACACAGGAUGACACAACAGUAGGAGAAUCAACGACCACCCCUAAACCAGACUCAAGCCUCACCCCAGAACCAACUACCACCCCUAAACCAGACUCAAACCUCACCCCAGAAUCAACGACCACCCCUAAACCAGACUCAACCCUCACCCCAGAAUCAACGACCACCCCUAAACCAGACUCAACCCUCACCCCAGAAUCAACAACCUCCCCUAAACAAGACUCAACCCUCACCCCAGAAUCAACGACCACCCUUAAACCAGACUCAAGCCUCACCCCAGAAUCAAUGACCACCCCUAAACCAGACUCAACCCUCACCCCAGAAUCAACGACCACCCCUAAACCAGACUCAAACCUCACCCCAGAAUCAACGACCACCCCUAAACCAGACUCAAACCUCACCCCAGAAUCAACGACCACCCCUAAACCAGACUCAAUCCUCACCCCAGAAUCAACAACCUCCCCUAAACAAGACUCAACCCUCAUCCCAAAAUCAACGACCACCCUUAAACCAGACUCAACCCUCACCCCAGAAUCAACGACCACCCCUAAACCAGACUCAACCCUCACCCCAGAAUCAACGACCACCCCUAAACCAGACUCAACCCUCACCCCAGAAUCAACGACCACCCCUAAACCAGACUCAACCCUCACCCCAGAAUCAACGACCACCCCUAAACCGGACUCAAUCCUCACCCCAGAAUCAACGACCACCCCUAAACCAGACUCAACCCUCACCCCAGAAUCAACGACCACCCCUAAACCAGACUCAACCCUCACCCCAGAAUCAACGACCACCCCUACAGAAGAGAGUGAAACGAUCAGCAGUGGUGACAAAGCUAAGACAAUCACACCACCAGAGAAACAGGUGUCUGCAGUUGCAGAGAGCAUGGAUUCACACAGGGAGGCGCCAGGGAGCAACACAACUCAGGAGAAACCAGAGGAAAGUAUGGCCAAAGAGCCUGAGAAGGUUACAGAUCCCAAAGAUGAAACCCCAAAGACAGAGAGCGUGAAGACCAAGUCCUCUGAGUUAAAACCUGAACAUGUGGAGAUAUCUAUUACAAAGACAUCUCCAGUGAAAGAACAGGAUGUAUCAGACGUAGGUUUGAAAGAGAAAACAGUUGAUGGGAAGAUAACAGAACAGGCGCAAUUUAAAAUAGACGAGAACGGCUUUACAGGAGGUGAUGGAGAGAGCAAAGAUGACAAAACUUUGAAGAAGACAACAGGACAAGAUGCUGAGCCAAUCGCAGAGAUGCAAGCUAAACCUAAAACGUGGGACUUAACCUCUUUUUAG
Molecule: messenger RNA, 3093 nt
Organism: Coregonus clupeaformis (lake whitefish)
Lineage: Eukaryota; Metazoa; Chordata; Actinopteri; Salmoniformes; Salmonidae
Product: neurofilament medium polypeptide-like
Exons: 4
Coding region: 1-3093 (1030 amino acids)
Biological process (GO): neurofilament bundle assembly
Cellular component (GO): axon; cytoplasm; intermediate filament
Molecular function (GO): structural constituent of cytoskeleton
Source: RefSeq, a predicted model, not a curated record